AUGGCAGCAUUAAAAAAUCAAACAGAAAUCAACGACACAGAUGACUCAGAUGUAGACGAAACUCUCCAUCAACUGAUUGAUUUUAAAGACUUGGGGAAGGAUAAGAGAGCAGUAUUGCUAUUGAUCAUCGUUUCCACUGCAACAGCAAGAUUUGAGAGAAGACAGGCAAUAAGAGAAACAUGGUGGAAACAUUGUUCUGGCAAUCAGACUCAGGUAAGCAGGCAAGAUAGGUUCUUUGUCGCCAGUUAUCUCACGAUCUCACGAUGAUGUUUCUUUCAGUAAUAACAUUGGUGACGAAUUACUCCUUAAUUUUGGCCCGAAAUUUCAGCGUUAAUUUGUAAUUUCACAUGUGAAAUUACAAAAUUGCCAUGGCGACCCUUCCGUACGUCUGAGUGUCAAGAUGGCGAUGAAGUUUUAAAAUGUCAUGAAUGAAGAUGUCAGGGCACAAAAAUUAAAGACGCUUUGGAAAAACUGAACACACAAGAGAACUCAAGAAGGAUUCUAAGAGGUAUUUUGCCGAAAAAGUCUGAAAAAUUCUGAACUUUAUAAGCCAAAUUUAAGGUCUAAACAUUUGAGAGAGUGGAGUUCUCGAUCGAUACGUUCCAGGAUAGACAUGUCAAAAAUCCAAGAUUGCUAACGUAAUUCGUCACCCAUGAUAUUAAUAGGUAAUCAAAUGGUAUACUCGUGAAACUAGGGAAUAAUUUCACUUGCCUCUUGUCCAAAUCCUAAUAAUUUCUUUCGCCUAAAGGCUCAGGAAGUUAUUAGGGUUUGGACAAAACGCGCGUGAAAUUAUUCCUUAAUUUCACUCGUCACCAUUUGAUUACACAUGCUUAUUCACAGCGAAAUUUUCAACCAACGACGAAGACGACGGCAAAAAGCAAAAAUCAACGGGUUUAGAUUAGCAAAACAACAACUUUGCACGAGCAGCACCCUUUGUUUUUUGCACUUUCUUUAGUGUCGUUCAACGACCUCGACGUCAAAUUUCUUAUUUCCCGUUUUACACCGAGAACGUGAACAAAAGACACCGAUUCGGAACCUGGAUACAGUCCUUUUGGAAUAAACCUUCAGAGAAAUUCGCCAAAAUUGGACAAUUAAGGUGGCUCGAUACAGUUUUUCAGAGUCAAUACCUCCCAAGUUUGAGCAUAAACUACGUCACCAUAACCAAAGACUUGGAAAAAUUGCCACCACGGUUGUAUUAGAUAAAGCACAGGUAACCCAGGCUCUGUGAUAGUACCACAGUACAGUUCUAGUGAAAUUACAGUGUUUGUAUGGGGUAAAAAUAUGAUCUUAAAAUUUGUAGUAAAUACUAAAUAUAAGUCAAUGAAACUUACCGUGUAGUUAGUUGUUGUUGUCCUUAUUGCUCCAACGAAGUUGCCUAGGCCUCAUUUUCUUGGCCGCCCGUUGAUCUGGCCCGGUUACUUCUGCGAGCAUAUUCUCGGCCUUUUUGGAUUACAUCCUUCGAGUUUGUCAAAGUCUGCGGGAUUCGUUUUUCCAUCUGGGAAAGCUUCAUUGGUUUCUAUAUCUGCUGAUAUCCUAUUACUACGAUCCUGGCAUGUUUAUUUUCUGUUGGAGUUCGAAUUUCGUGGAAAAAGUUGUGUUGAAUGAGAGCAUGACGGCGAAGAUGGAAUCUUUUGUCUCCUACUGCUUGUAUAUUAUAAUUGUAUAUAGAGUGAAUUUGAACAAAUUAGUACAAAUUAUCACGAAACUUCGUUGGAGUAAUAGGGACAACAACAACUAACUGCAACGUAAGUUUCAUUGACUUAUAUUUAGUAUUUCCUACAAAUUUUACGAUCGUAUUUUUACCCAAUACAAACACUGUAAUUUUACUAGAACCAUACUGUGGUACUAUCACAGAGCCUGGGUUAGCUGUGGAUAAAAAUGAAAAUUUGUUAUGAUCAGGGUUGCAACUACAUCGGAGUUGUCAUAGCAACGAAAUGACGCUAUUACCUAUUUUACUUGCAGCAAUAUAUCUCGGCCGCUAGGAACUGUUCUUCCAAAAUCGUUCGCGGUUGUUGUUUCCUUUAAUACCGGCCUCGAUGCUCGUCAAGUUUAAGCCAAAUCUGUAAGAGCGUUAUCGCGACUAUUAUGGGAUGAAGUCUUUUUUUAUGGCUAGAAACACAGUUAAAAAUGGACAACCUUGAUGUUUGGCCGUUAUCUGUACAAAACAAAGCGCUUUACACAUGCAAUUUUACCUCAUGGUAGUUUCAACCUUUUUAAAAACGUUUGUGAAAGAUCAUGGAGAUAACUCCAGCCGAUUGCUAGAAAGAAGGAUUUGAUUACUAGGUAUCGAAACGCUCUUGUUAGCGGUUUUGUAAACAUUUAGGUCUUCUUUAACAAAUUAGCGAAUAAUUUUUAAACCGCUCGAUACAUUUUUUUUUUAAAUUUAAGAUUCUCGAGACUAACUUUCCUUUAAUAUGACCUUUUACUUUCAAUAUUAUUGAUAAAUUGUAAGGCAGUAAAAUAAGGGCUACAAUUCGUUUUUUUUUGUUCCGGGAAAGCUCGAUGUGGGAUUUCUAUUCUAUGGACAUGAAGUGCUGCAAGUAGAGUGCGUGAUAGUCAAGUACAAAGCUACCCGUCUAAACACAUACGUAACGUAGACGGGUAGUUAAAGUUGCUUCUAGUAGUAGUCGAAGGUUAAAUCAUUGAUAUCUCAAGUAUUUAUAAAGUGCAACACGGCUUCAUAUCUUAACAACUACGAAAAUCUAUCAAUUAAAUACAUACAACAGUAGUAUAGGGUGCACCACGGUUUCCACUUUUUUGAGCAGGAAUCUCAUAAGCGUGAGCAGGAAUAGAUUAACGCCAAUGACGUCAUAGGCUAUUGUCUUGAUCUCAUGAAUAAAAUGCGCAGGAAUCUCAUUAAGAUAAGGUCGUGUGUUAUUUUUAGUUGGUUUAGGUUUUCUAGUUACUUUAAUGUCGAUAGACGUCUUCCUUUUCGAUUGGUUAGUUAGAAAAUAAGAAACGUUUCCAUUGGUUAAUUCAUAGUGUCUAAGGAGUAAAGUCAAACUUGUCUGUGACUUAAAAUCACUGAGACGUAACGUAAUUAUGCACUUCCUAUUUCCUGCUGCUGUGAUUGUCCUGUUACUUACCCCUCUCCUUUUCAUUUUUUAUUUUCCUCCUCCUCCACAAUUUUGUUAUUUUCCUUCCGCAAUUUUUUUAUUCCCAUUUUUCUUUCCUCCUCCUCCUCCUCCUCAUUUCUAUUGUUUUCCCUCCACCACCACCACCACCACCACCACAUUUCCAUUGUUUUCCUUCCUCCUCCUCCUCCUCAUUUUUAUUGUUUUCCCUCCUCCUCCUCCUACUCAUUUUUAUUGUUUUUCCUCCUCCUCCUCCUCAUUUUUAUUGUUUUCCCUCCUCCUCCUCCUACUCAUUUUUAUUGUUUUUCCUCCUCCUCCUCCUCCUACUCAUUUUUAUUGUUUUUCCUCCUCCUCCUCCUCCUCAUUUCUAUUGUUUUCCCUACACCACCACCACCACAUUUCCAUUGUUUUCCUUCCUCCUCCUCCUUCUCAUUUUUAUUGUUUUCCCUCCUCCUCCUCCUUCUCAUUUUUAUUGUUUUCCCUCCUCCUCCUCCUUCUCAUUUUUAUUGUUUUUCCUCCUCCUCCUCCUCCUCAUUUUUAUUGUUUUCCCUCGGAAGGCCAAAGAGGCCAAAAUCAGGCCUAAACGGCCUAAAAGGCCAAACUUGCAGGGAAAACACCAGAAAUGAGGAGGAGGUGGAGGAGGAGAAGGAGGAGAAGGAGGAGGAGGAGGGAAAACUAUGGAAAUGUGGUGGUUGUGGUGGUGGUGGUGGUGGUGGAGGGAAAACAAUAGAUUUGUGGCGGUGGUGGUGUAGGGAAAACAAUAGAAAUGAGGAGGAAGAAGAGGAAAGAAAAAUGGGAAUAAAAAAAUUGUGGAAGGAAAAUAACAAAAUUUUGGAGGAGGAGGAAAAUAAAAAAUGAAAAGGAGAGGGGUAAGUAAAGCAUUGCUUGCAGUGUAUAAAAAGAGCUAGUUUGCCUUUGCCCUCUUUAAUAUAUAUAUACACGAUUUGUCCGCCAAAAAUCAGUGAACCGGAACAAGGACAAUCACAGCAGCAGGAAAUAGGAAGUGCAUAAUUACGUUACGUCUCAGUGAUUUUAAGUCACAGACAAGUUUGACUUUACUCCUUAGACACUAUGAAUUAACCAAUGAAAACGUUUCUUAUUUUCUAACUAACCAAUCGAAAAGGAAGACGUCUAUCGACAUUAAAGUAACUAGAAAACCUAAACCAACUAAAAAUAACACACGACCUUAUCUUAAUGAGAUUCCUGCGCAUUUUAUUCAUGAGAUCAAGACAAUAGCCUAUGACGUCAUUGGCUUUAAUUUAUUCCUGCUCACGCUUAUGAGAUUCCUGCUCAAAAAAGUGGAAACCGUGGUGCACCCUAUACUACUUACAACAAAGUGAAUCUAUUUAACCGUGGAGUCCCAGAAACGUAACGCCUCAAUACACCACAAAUAGGAUUUCCCGCUAUAAUAUUUUCUUAUCCUACAAUAAUACGCGUGCAUAAUAACGCGAAAAUCAAGGGCCUCGAUUCGGGGAAAAUUACAUCAUUGCCAAACAGCAAAAACGUAAUCAACUUACAUGCGUCAUUUCAGUCAUCGCCAAAAAUAAACCGCAUGCUCAUCACGAGACUCAUUUGCAUACAAUGAAACUCAUCACCAUUCUUAUCCCCAGUUUCCACGGUCUCUGCUAGGAACGCUUGGGAGCAUGGCGUCCUAACUGGUGCCCACACACAUACAAAAAUAAAGAAACGUCUGCAUUUUUAGUCUAGCUGUGCUAAAGCAAGCUCUACUAAAAAGCUCCUCAAUGAAUCAUUGGCGAAGGUGCCUUGGUUAUAAAUAGAGAAAACAGAAUUGAAAGUCGUGAAUCUGCUUUUCCAGAAAACGUUUAGUUUCAUCAUUUCAUCAUUUUUACCUCACCAAAGUAUGGAAUGUGUGUAAAAAGAGAGCUACACAACGGUAAGAAUACUAUUGACCAACAACAUACAGAGCAGGGGCAGCUGUAGUGUCAACUAUGUAUGUGUAAUCAAAUGGUGACGAGUGAAAUUAGGGAAUAAUUUCACGCACGUUUUGUCUUAGGCUCGGGAAAUUAUUAGGAUUUGGACAAAACGCAAGUGAAAUUAUUCCCUAAUUUCACGAGUAUACCAUUUGAUUACCUAUUAAUAUCAUGGGUGACGAAUGACGUUAGCAAUCUUGGAUUUUGACAUGUUUAUCCUGGAUCGUAUCGAUGGAGAACUCCUGCACUCUCUCGAACGUUUAGAGCUUAAGUUUGGCUUAAGUGGUUCAGAGUUUUUCGACAAAAUACCUGUUAGAAUCGUUCUUGAUGUGCUCGUUCGUGAGUUCAGGUUUUCUAAAGCGUCUUUUUGUGCCCUGACAUCUUCAUUCAUGACGUUUUAAAACUUCGUCGCCAUCUUGACACUGGGACGUACGGAAGGUUGCCAUGGCAAUUUUGUAAUUUCACAUGUGAAAUUAGAAAUUAACGCUGAAAUUUCGCGCCAAAAUUAAGGAGUAAUUCGUCACCUAUGAUAUUAUACUAGUAAUACAUGUACUCUAGAGAACCGUUUCUUUCAAAUUUCGUCUUAUUCUCGUGCAUAUCUACGCAUAAUUUAUGAAAAGACAAAGGUUCACGUUCCCCUGAGAGCUCUAUUGGGAAAACAAAACACACAAGCGAAAGAGGUCUAUUAACGGGCCCGAAAAGCUGUUGUCGUUUACAUUAAAGUUCGAGGUUUCAGUAGGUUUACAGAUAAUAUGAUAAAACUAUCAGUAUAUAAUCUGAAUAUUUGAUUUCGGGCCCGUAAAGUUACCGGGACUUUCGAGAAACGGGCCCCAGGAGCAUAGUCCUUGGAGUCUCGGUUCGGUCAAUCCUGGGCCGGGUUGUUCAAAGCAGGGUUAAGAUAACCCAGGGUUAGUGCGAGGUAUAAAUUCAGAUAUGAAAGCUUAAAAAUCAAAUUCAGUGUAAUUCUUUUAGCCUGUAAUAUACUAAAUUGAUGCUCUAUAACGAAUAGUGAAAAUUAUCCGGAAAAUGCUUUUGAACAAAAGAACAAGAAACCCAGAAUAAACCUUAAUCCUGAGUUACGAUUAAUGGGCUUUCGAACAAGUGGGCCCUGGAGUCUACUGUGAGCUGUGACGUCAUCGACAGAGACUCGCCCGCUCUUUUCCAGACUUCGCGCGGACAACGGGCAACACAAAACGCCUAGGGACUAGGCUGAGGUCCCAGGGCUUUUCUCUUGGACUCUGGGAGGGUCCCAUCCCAGAUUUACACGAGAAAGGCCCUGAAGAUGGCUUACACGACACCCGGGACAUAAGGGCAGUUCUGACCUCGUGGGUGCAACUUGAAUUUUUCUUUCUUUAGGUGGAAUGCGUCUUCAUGACUGAUGGACUCAUAACAGAACAAAUUCAACAUAACCUUAUUUUAAAGGAAAAGGAUAAAUACAAGGAUAUUAAGCUUCAGCCUCUUAAAGGAGGCCGUGGGUGGUUUGGAUUCCGCUUCCUUAACCAAAUCAAAUGGGCAGCGGCGAAAUUUAACUUUCAGUACCUACUUAGAAUUGAUGAUGACUACUUCUUGUGCCCAAAAAGGCUUCUUUUUGAGCUUCCAUUGAGACCGAAACAAAAUCUAGUCUGGGGAUUUUUCCACUGUCAAAAAGGAAUCACAUGGGUGGAUGAUGCAUUUAUGAUAUUCUCCGAAGAUGUUAUUCAGAAGUUCUUGGCGCAGAACGAAAGCUCGAUGUUGUGUCAUCCACAAGCGGACCAACAAGUCAUGUUGUGGCUGAGCAGUAUUCUAAACAUAACAUACUUCCACGAUACCAGGUUACAUCAUCAUCCUCCAGCGUCAUAUGUUCCUCGAUUUAGUCACAUCUCGAAUGUUUGUGACUCCCAUUUAGGCGCCCAUGGGGCAUAUGGCAAGACCAUGUAUUAUCUGGGGCUAAGAGCUAAUGACAACGCUAAAGAUGUUUCAGCUAUUCCUGAUUUUGCAAAAUUUUGUAAAACCACAAAGUUUGAUCACCGUGCAUUUGGUGGUGUGUGGCGACAUGAACCCCAGCCCUGCAAAGAUAACCCAGCGUGGGACUUGGGAGAUAAAAUGUGGUUUGGUAGGGAAGUUGUUCAAGGAGUGUAA
This is a messenger RNA of Porites lobata, 7123 nucleotides long. NCBI's taxonomy places the organism in Eukaryota, Metazoa, Cnidaria, Anthozoa, Scleractinia, Poritidae. The record is from the annotation of a GenBank genome assembly.